AUGACAGGACAAACGAGUGCACUUCAGGCGCUUAUGCACCUACUCAAGUCAUAUAUUGGGUCAGGUAUUUUGGCAAUGCCCAAGGCAUUUAGUUAUUCUGGUAUUAUAAUUGGAUGCAUAGGAACACCAGUAAUUGGUUUAUUAUGUCACACUUGUAUUCAUAUGCUUAUUGAUAUCAAUGAAUAUUUGUGUCAAAAGUUGUCUUUACAACCCAUGGAUUAUGAAGAACUAGCUGAAAAAGUGUUUGAAAAUGGUCCUGAUAGAUUACAAAAAUUUUCUAAAGCAUUUCGUAUUGUAGUAACAUCAUUUUUAUUUGUGGCACAAAUGGGUUUUUGUACAACUUAUUAUGUGUUUAUUGCAAGCAAUAUAAAACAGUUUUCAGAAAGUGUAUCGACUAAUGGCUGGUCGUGUGUAUCAAUAGAAUACUAUCUGUUAAUUGUAUUACCAUUUUUGGUGUUAAUUAGUUUUAUUAAAAACAUAAAACAUUUAUCAAUUGCCUCAAUGUUCGGUAAUGUCCUACAAUUGGUGUCAUUUGUGAUAAUUAUUUACAACUUAGUUUCACAAAUGGAUAACAUCAGCGAUACAGUACUAGUAAGCGAUAAAGUGCCGCAAUUUUUCAGUACUACAAUGUUUACCUAUGAGGGAAUCACUGUUACAAUGGGUUUGUAUCGAUCAAUGAAGAAUCGGCGCAAUUUUGAUAAGCCCUGCGGUGUUAUCAACAAUGCCAUAGCUAUAGUGAUAGUGUUUUAUGUAACAGUAGGGCUGUUAGGAUAUUUGAAAUAUGGGGAUCAGGUUGCAGGUAGUAUCACACUAUCGCUGCCCAAAAAGCCGAUCUACGAAUCGGUACAAUUGAUGUAUUCAAUCGCUAUAUUUAUCUCAUAUCCCAUACAACUAUAUGUGGCCAUAAACAUUUUGUGGCCACUGAUUUACACUAAACUACAUGAGCGUAAAGUGAGCUCAUGUAUCAUAGAUGUCUGUAAUUAUGGAUUUCGCACGUGUUUAGUGCUACUUACGUAUGCACUGGCAGCAUUAAUACCAAAACUUGAUUUGAUACUAUCUUUAAUUGGUGCAAUUUCAUGCAGUACUGUUGCUAUAAUGAUACCACCAAUACUUCAUACGAUGAUAUUUUAUGAAUUAAAAAAAGAGACAUUAUCGCGGUUGUGGUUAUGUAUUAGAAAUGCAUUUAUCUUUUUGUUUGGACUCUUGGGCUUCUGUAUCGGCACAUACUUCUCACUUAAAGAUAUUAUUGAAUCUAUAGAUAUCUCUGAUGUUGAUAAUUGCUAA
Oppia nitens is the source of this 1284-nucleotide messenger RNA. RefSeq names its product neutral amino acid uniporter 4-like. Lineage: Eukaryota; Metazoa; Arthropoda; Arachnida; Sarcoptiformes; Oppiidae. The record is from RefSeq and is a predicted model, not a curated record. The transcript has 8 exons. Bases 1 to 1284 code for a protein of 427 amino acids. Gene Ontology annotation, molecular function: amino acid transmembrane transporter activity. Gene Ontology annotation, biological process: amino acid transmembrane transport. Gene Ontology annotation, cellular component: vacuolar membrane.